GGACCUAAGCUCCCUGCGGAUCUAUGACGCGCUUUGUACAAUUGGCCCCAUCUGCACCACCACAGCUACACGAUCAACAAAGACGGUCUUCAAAAUACCUUUUCGCAAGCCAUCCAUAGUUCCAACGAUCUGAAGUGUGCAAUUUGGCAGCUACAAAGAUUGACCAGAACCAAGCAGCCCGAUAGAACUCGUUCGCAAUGGCGCUCCCCGCAGUCAAGUCUCUGGAGGAGUGCUCCGAGUGGGCCAAGGUUGUCGAACCCUUCAUCCCCCAGCUCCUCGAGCUCCCCGGCAAGAUCAUCGCGAGCCCGCAGUCGCUGCCUCAGAUCUACCUCGAGACGAACCCCCUCGUCUCCGGUUUCGCCUUUUCCUUGCUCAUCGCGGUCCUCACUCUCGGCGUGUCAGAGUACCACCGCAACUUUUCGCAAAUCGACCGGCUGUGGAGUCUCUUGCCAAACUGGUAUGUCCUGCACACGGCGGCAUGGGCGUAUCUGAAUGGCGAACCCUGGCAACGAGUUGCCCUGGCCGGGGCCGCGACUACUCUCUGGAGUACACGCUUGACCUUCAACUACUGGCGCAAAGGAGGCUACGAGCGCGGAAGUGAAGACUACAGAUGGGAAAUCGUCCGCGCAUACGUCCCUGCCUGGGUCUUCUUCCUCUUCAACGUAACCUUCAUCUCCUUCAUCCAGUCCAUCCUCCUCUUCGCCUUCUCCGCCGCACCCGCCUACUCCCUCCUCCUCGCCAGCCGCAUCGAUCCCGACCUCGCCGCCUCAGACUACGCCUUCUUCACCAUCCUCGCCGGCCUCGUCCUCAGCGAGUACAUCAGCGACGGCCAGCAAUGGGACUACCAGACCGCCAAAGCCACCUACAAAAAGGGCAACGGCGCCACAGCUGCCGUCCCCCGCGGCUGGGCGCAGGCGGACCUUGAGCGCGGCUUCGUCACGCACGGUCUCUGGGCCUACAGCCGUCACCCCAACUUCUUCGCCGAGCAGAUGGUCUGGUUCGUGCUCUACCAGUGGAGCUGCUACGCCACCAAGGUGCUGUACAGCUACACCUUCGCGGGCUCCGCGUUCCUUGUGAUGUUGUUCCAGGGCUCGACGUGGCUUACUGAGUUGAUUACGGCGGGCAAGUACCACGAGUACGCUGAGUAUCAGAGCCAGGUUGGCAUGUUUAUGCCCAAGUCGCUGUUUCCGUACAAGAAGCCCGCGCCCAAGGUCAUUCGCACGAGCGAGCUUGCCAAGCGCCAGAGCAAGAAGGAGAAAUAGAGUAGGUUCUAAAACCUUGCGUACCCCCUAUUAGAAUAGGUAUGUUCUGUCGAGAGCCAGCGUCGGAAUAUGUUACUUUGGUGGUGAGGUGCGCAUCGAGGAAGUCGGAAUAGACGGUCAACUGCAUCUGUGUACUCUU
Molecule: messenger RNA, 1401 nt
Organism: Colletotrichum godetiae
Lineage: Eukaryota; Fungi; Ascomycota; Sordariomycetes; Glomerellales; Glomerellaceae
Exons: 3
Coding region: 198-1262 (354 amino acids)
Cellular component (GO): membrane
Source: RefSeq, a predicted model, not a curated record